Molecule: messenger RNA, 1068 nt
Organism: Penicillium lagena
Lineage: Eukaryota; Fungi; Ascomycota; Eurotiomycetes; Eurotiales; Aspergillaceae
Product: J domain-containing protein
Exons: 3
Coding region: 1-1068 (355 amino acids)
Cellular component (GO): endoplasmic reticulum
Molecular function (GO): misfolded protein binding; protein-folding chaperone binding
Source: RefSeq, a predicted model, not a curated record
AUGUCCUCCACCCUGUCGGCUAUCCUGCCGUUUAUCGGUUGGGGAUUCCUUCCCGGCUAUGCCACGUCCUUCCUCCAGAGCAUCUACUAUGGCCUCACCAUUCGCGCCGGCCAGCCACGACCCGCGCCACAGUCCCCCCGCUACCAGCGCCAUCGCCGCCGGAUCUACAUCGUCGUGAUUGUCAGCUAUCUCUUGUAUACACUGCUCGAGACUUUCCGCCAAGUCCAGCGCGAUGGGGACUUCUACGAAGUGCUAGAGGUGUCGCCCUUUGCCGAGGAGCGCAUCAUCAAGUCGCGGUUCAGAAAACUCGCUGCGCAGCACCAUCCAGACAAAACGGGGUUCGACAGUGAGUCCGAUGCGUAUUUCCGCUUCCUGCGGGGCGCGCAGGAGACCCUCGUGGACCCCGUCAAGCGCUUCGCGUAUGACCGGUUCGGGCCUGAUAUGCAGAAUUGGGGACCUCAGAAGACUAUGCGGGACUAUAUCAUGACAUCGAUCACUCGCUCGAUUUUCCCGCAGUAUUUCGGUGGUUUGCUCGUUAUGAUGGUGUUGAACUGGUUCUGGUGGUCGAAUCAAGGGCGCUAUUGGCGCUACUACACCUUGGCCGCGAUGCUCACGCUCGAACUAUUCGUCAUCACUCAUCCGCAAGCCGUGUUCAUGCCGGGAGCCUACCUCCCCGGCGCACUACAGUCAUGGUUCCCCGGCGCAACACGGUACCUACUUCCAUUCCAGAUCUUGACCCUAGCCCGACGCGCCUCGAUCACCAUGCACAUUUUCAUCUCCCAAAUCGGACCGCGCAUUGACCCAGCUACCGGCAACGGCGAGAAGCUGUCCCAGCAGACCAUGCAGCGGCUGGGCCAGGUGGUGGCGCUGUCGCGCGCGGCAGACGUCGAGGCCACCCGCACACUGCAGCUGGGCCUGGUGCCGUUCCGCGGCGAUCGCGAGAUUGUGUCGACGCUGCGCCGCGGCAUGAAGGAGGGGCUGAUCCUGGCUGGCGUGCGAUCCAGCCCGGAGGUGCAGGGGGCUGUCGCGCAGGUGAUGGAGCGGCGGAAGGCUGAGAAAGCAGAUUGA